GCUCUGCAAAAAUCACCAUGGCACUCAGACCCAUUGAUAACGCUCUUCCAACAACAACCCCAGAUAGACCCAAAAAACAACCUAAGAUCACUGUUUCAACCCAAAAACAACAAGAUCGUGCUCAGAAUGACGAAAACCAACUUCCAUUGCCCUUAUCUGUGGAUGCCACCGUUGAUUAUAUCUCCUCUGAAAACCUUAAACCCAUAUCAGACCCUGAAGCCAAGAUCCAAAGUUUGAUUCAAGAUUUAGAUUCAAAAAACUGGACCAAGGUCUGUGAGUCACUAAAUGAUGUUAGGCGCUUCGCAUUGUACCACUCCUCUCUCCUAUUCCCCAUCUUGGGAAAACUUGUGUUGGUGGUGGCAAAGGCAAUGAAGAAUCCUCGCAGUGCUCUAUGCAAAACCUCUAUUAUGGCUGCUUCUGAUAUUUUCAAUGCCUUUGGUGACAAAUUGUUGGAUCCCUCUACCUCUGAUGCAUUUGAUGGCUUGCUGUUCCAGCUGCUACUGAAAUCAUCACAGGAUAAAAAGUUUGUGUGUGAAGAAGCUGAUAGGGCACUUGGAUCAAUGGUGGGAUCCAUGACCCCUCUUCCCUUACUUCAUAAACUAAGGGCAUAUGUUAGUCACAACAACCUCAGGAUUAGGGCUAAAGCUGCUGUGUCUCUUUCCAACUGUGUCUCCAAGAUGGGACUUGAAGAAAUGGAAGAGUCUGGGUUGGGAGAGUUGAUUGAAGUGGCAGUUGAUUUGUUGAAUGAUAGACUUCAAGAGGCAAGAGAUGCAGCACGAAGCAUUGCAACUUCACUGUAUGAGGCACUCACAAAGGAUGUGGAACAGAAGAUGGAGGUGUGGCAGAGCUUUUGCCAAUCCAAGUUACCACCAAUUCAUGCUCUUUCAAUUUUGAAGAUAGUUAAAGCUUAGAAAU
Gastrolobium bilobum is the source of this 915-nucleotide messenger RNA. RefSeq lists its product as uncharacterized. Lineage: Eukaryota; Viridiplantae; Streptophyta; Magnoliopsida; Fabales; Fabaceae. Gene Ontology annotation, biological process: microtubule cytoskeleton organization. The record is from RefSeq and is a predicted model, not a curated record. Gene Ontology annotation, cellular component: cytoplasmic microtubule. The transcript is spliced from 5 exons. Gene Ontology annotation, molecular function: microtubule binding. Bases 18 to 911 code for a protein of 297 amino acids.